Messenger RNA from Folsomia candida, 633 nucleotides. Its product is annotated as WAP four-disulfide core domain protein 2. The transcript is spliced from 4 exons. Lineage: Eukaryota; Metazoa; Arthropoda; Collembola; Entomobryomorpha; Isotomidae. Gene Ontology annotation, molecular function: peptidase inhibitor activity. Gene Ontology annotation, cellular component: extracellular region. The record is from RefSeq and is a predicted model, not a curated record. Bases 136 to 525 code for a protein of 129 amino acids.
CACAAUAAGUGACAACCUCAACCACUGGGAGAAGUUUUACUUCAGUACCAACUCAACAGUCAAUUUAACAGUGUCCAUUGACGCAUUUUCUGCAAAAUAAGAAAAUCAGAAGGGAUUAUAACUUUCUUUUUCAAAAUGUCCCGACUUUUCAUUUUAGCCGCAUUGUUGGUCAUCACGGCCGUCGCUCUGGAUGUUGUCCCUCGUCCAAAGAAUUGCGCCGUGGGAACGACAUACCCGAAAGAUUGCAACACUUGUACUUGCGGUGCAACAAUUGCUGCGGACAAAUGCAGCAAGUUCGACUGCGAUAAAGUCAAGGCAUCAACAACUCCAAGAACACCAAGCUCAAGCCGACCAGGCAUCUGUCCCACCAAAGUUACCCCCAGACCAGGAAUUGACGAUUGCUCCAAGCGAAAUCAAACCUCAAUCUGCAAAGUUGACGUUGACUGUCCCGGGGCUAAGAAAUGUUGUGAAAAUGGUUGCAAAGUGUUCCUCUGCAGAAACGCUAUUUAUCCCAACACUCCGUAAUUGAGUUCGACAUUUUUAAUGACGGUUUUUAAUCGUUGAAUUGAUUUUAUUCUUUUUCAUUCAUGUAAGACUUUAAGGCGAAUAAAUUGCACUGUGUAACACAAUGAA